AGACAAAGGGGGAUUAUUUUCACUCGCUUGAUUUUUUUGUUUGUUGCUGAAAAUGUCCACGAGAUCCUCUUUCGGCGAUGAGGAGCAAACAAAAGUGCCCCGCAUCAUGACCUUCCGGCCCAGCUACGAGGAGUUCAAGGACUUCUCCGGCUACAUAGAGUAUAUAGAAUCCCGCGGAGCUCACCUAGCCGGCUUGGCCAAAAUCCAGCCACCGGCGGAAUGGGUGCCCCGCAAGUCGGGCUACGACAUAGAGAACAUCAAUAUGACAAUUCCGGCGCCGAUCAGUCAGGUGGUCACGGGGGCCCACGGAGUUUACCAGCAGAUCAACAUCCAGCAGCGCCGCCAGAUGACCCUGCGCCAGUUCAUGGAGAAGGCCAACUCCGAGCUGCACCAGACGCCGCGCCACUUCGACUACGAGGACCUGGAGCGCAAGUACUGGAAGAACAUCACCUACAUAUCGCCCCUGUACGCGGCCGAUGUCAAGGGAUCGCUGAGCGACGAGGAGCUGGACGUGUGGAACAUCGGGCGACUGGACACCAUCCUGAACCUGGUCAACACGGACUACAACAUCAUCAUCGACGGCGUGAACACGGCCUACCUCUACUUUGGCAUGUGGAAGAGCUCCUUUGCCUGGCACACCGAGGACAUGGAUCUGUACUCGAUCAACUAUCUGCAUUUCGGAGCUCCCAAGACCUGGUACGCCAUCCCGCCGGCCUAUGGCAGACGGCUGGAGAAGCUGGCCAACGACACCUUCGCCGAGAACUACCAGGAGUGCAAUGCCUAUCUGCGCCACAAGAUGACCAUGAUCAGUCCGAAGGUGCUGCGCCAGCACAACAUACCCUACAACAAGAUUACCCAGGAGGCGGGCGAGAUCAUGAUCACGUUUCCCUUCGGCUACCAUGCUGGGUUUAAUCAUGGCUUUAAUGGCGCCGAGUCCACCAACUUCGCGUCGAAGCGUUGGAUCGAGUACGGCAAGCGGGCGAGCAUCUGCAAGUGCCGCAGCGACAUGGUCAAGAUCUCGAUGGAGACCUUCGUGCGCCGCUUCCAGCCAGAGCGCUACGACAAUUGGUUGAGGGGCGAGGAUAUUGGCUGCCACCCCGAAGAGCCGGGGAAAGUAUGCGCUGCGGCGCCGCCAACCUUAAAUGAGUAUGAAAAACAGGCCAGUUUACGUGUGGCCAAACCCAAGGAAGAGUCGCCACAAAAGCGCGGCUGCUCGCUGGCCGCCAAUGGAUGUGAAUCGAGUGCGGAGCCCACCGAGGAUGCCGACGACAGGGCCAGUGUGAGCAGCUACAACAGCUGUCGCCAGCUGCAGCCCGUUGUUAAGCUGCGUAAGCUCCCAUCCUAUCCUUCCGUACCUGAACCAGCUGCCGCAGCAAAGAGAUACGACUUCAAUUCCGAGGCCGUUGUGCGCGUGAAGCGUUUGUGGAACGAACUGCCGUGUCCACAGGCCGGUGUCAAUCUGCUCACCAACGGCGUGGUGAAGAACACCAAGCGCAUGCGGUUCCAGACAAAAGUACUCACACUUGACGACGAGGACUGAGGAUUCCACUGAUAACACUGCUGCGAGGCAGUCUUUCGAUCUCCUUGUUGUAUUUUUGAGCGGCUGCAAUCAAAGAUCCACUAGUGAUAGGCAAUUUGUAUUUUUUAAUAGUUUCUAAGCAGACUUGACGCCAUUACCAAGAAGAUAUGUGUAUAGAGUUUAGGAGACAAGCAAAUUCGUAUUUAAAAACUGUGCAAAAUUUAUAAAUUUUUAAGAUGUAAUUGGAGCGAGGCAAAUAUUUUGUAACAAGUGUCCGUUCCCACCGAAAAGAAAUUGCACUACACUUCAAUUUGGACUAAGCCGAAAUCCUUUUACAAAGUAACGCCCAAAGGGGUCAAUGCCUGUAAUCACUUUGAUUUGUUAUGACAUGUGUGAAAUUCUUUUGCAACAAAUGGCGGAACGCCUCUUUAAUUGCUACGAUUCGCGGGCUAUAAAAGCAUUCAGAGUCUUUCCUCGUCACAGUUAC
Drosophila takahashii is the source of this 2006-nucleotide messenger RNA. RefSeq names its product Lysine demethylase 4A (gene Kdm4A). Gene Ontology annotation, cellular component: chromatin; nucleus. NCBI's taxonomy places the organism in Eukaryota, Metazoa, Arthropoda, Insecta, Diptera, Drosophilidae. The record is from RefSeq and is a predicted model, not a curated record. Gene Ontology annotation, biological process: chromatin remodeling; regulation of gene expression. Gene Ontology annotation, molecular function: histone H3K9 demethylase activity.